AAUCAAUACAGGUUGGUUGGUAUCUCUUGACCCUUGGCGUAUCAGAUGCGUCCACAAGAGAGAUGGGAAUGAGAUGACGUGUACGCGUUAUUCGGACCUCUUCGUCAUGGUGAAGGCCUGAGAAGACCUCUCCUUCCUGCUUUCAUCGACGCACGCACCACCCAUCAUGUUCACCCCUCUGUCCAAAGGCUCCGAGCGUGCCCAAGAUUCAUUAUGGGACCGUACGAACUCCCCCCGGAAAUCCAAGACGAGGACAUCGCUGUCCAACUCUCCUCUAGCUCCGAGGACAGGGCUUGGACUUCCGUCUCAGCUCGUUCAACCGAGGGUCGAGGCGCACCGCGGUUCCAUCAGGCAGGCUCGUCUGGCGAGAAGGCAGAGCAUAGUGGAGGCUGAGACGGGGGAGGAGACGUGGAACAAGUGGUUCUUCAGGCCUAAACGUGCAACGGUGGAUAUUUGGAUGGCAUCGUUCUGGAAAAGACAUUUCGUCUUGACAGUUCUGCCCUGUUUGGCGGUCUGGAUCUGGGUCGCGAUUCCCUUUCCUGUCAGUGAUCCGUACAAGGAUAACCCAUUCCCCGAUAUCCCAACUUGGCCCAAGAAGCCAUCUGAAGGGGGAGGUAAGGACGAUGGGGAGGGGCAAGGAAGUCUACCUCUGGAUGUCAACUUCUACUUCUUUCUCAUCUGGUAUUUUGGGAUGUAUCUCGCCGUUGCCUUGUUCUUCAUUACGAACCUGUUCUCACUGUACCGCUUGAAUUGGUGGCCAUCGGCAUUGGGAGGUAAGACCUCCUACGCUUUGUCGUGGACCUCUACGCUACUCAUCGGGCUCACCGCGCACCACUUGGACCUAUUUCGACUGCGACGACGUUGGGAAUCGCGUGAUCCGACAAACACAUUCGAUUGGGAACGAAAGACUUUUUGGGUCGUCUUGAGCUUUGUGGCCAUGCUCAUGCCUGCCCUUGCUUGCUUUUCAAAGCUCAAGCGAGAUAAGAGGCACACCUUACGAAGCACCGUACCGACUGUAUCCCUUACAUUCUUCGGCGAGACGUUUUCAAGAAAGAUUCCAGCGUCUUGGAAACGAUUUUUGUGGUUCAUGACGUGCUUGGGAAUUGCAUGUUUCUCUUUGAUAGCGGGACAAGCAUAUGCCAGUCUUUACCUCUCCACCUUGCCGCACACUUCAUUGGAUGCCGGGACAUGGGUGUAUUCUUGGGUGAUCACGGUCCAGCUCCUCGCCAUGACUUCAAUGUUCAUUCUCUCCAGCAAGGUCCGAAGUCGAGCCCUUUUGUUCCUGUACAAGCUCUUCUUCCAACUUGUCUAUCACAUCUUUUACCGCAACCUGUUUGCCCGUCUUCGAUCUCCAUCCCAAUUCGCAACAGUCCAACUUUUAUCCUCCAUCUCUGUCGUCAUCAUCUUCCCUCUCCAGAUGACUAGACUCUAUCAUCGAGCACUUCAGAUCAUGAUUGGGUAUCCCGCCACAUGGGAAGAUCAUGCGGAAAACGUAGCAUCAAGCUUUUACUGUCGAGGACUAGCUCAAAACGUCACCAUGCUGGGGUUCCUAGGUUGGCUCACGAUCCUUCAUUUCGGUCCCAAUGCUCAGGUCUACCCUUUCUUCCGUUUCUCACCGACGCCAGAAGAUCCAUAUACGUUCCCAUUGACUUUUACGGCCUCCUGUGCGAUCUGGGGCUCCGAACUCGUCAGCUCAUUCAUUGCGCGACAAGUCAUGUUAUACGCGUUCAAAAUUGAUGUUUCCCAGGUAGGGAUGGACGAAAUGAGAGAGUAUCCCGAAUUAGUGCCCGCAUGUGGGUGGGCUUCUGUCCAUGUAUCAAUGAACAUUCUCAUGUUCCUCAUCAGACUAAACUUUAGAUAGUAGAUUGUCAUUUAAAACGUGUGUAUUGUAUCGCAUGCAAGUAGCAUC
Molecule: messenger RNA, 1909 nt
Organism: Kockovaella imperatae
Lineage: Eukaryota; Fungi; Basidiomycota; Tremellomycetes; Tremellales; Cuniculitremaceae
Exons: 16
Coding region: 167-1861 (564 amino acids)
Source: RefSeq, a predicted model, not a curated record